GUUCACUCGCUUUACGGAGAAACUGCCACAAAGUUCCACGCGGCAGCAGGAUACGGACACAACUCUUCGUCCGCCCCUCCGUGCUUCCGGUUUGCUUUGCUCUCUUACGUACUACUGUCGCGAUACGGCGUUACCAUAGUUACAGAAAACAGCUAUCGGAUCAUAUAGAAAAUCCCAGUUUCCCUGACAGUCCCAGUAUCCGCCCACUGUCAACAGAGAGAGAGAGAGAGAUCGGCCAGAGUCUCCGGACGCGUCAGCGAUCACCUGCAUCCAGGAAAGCGCAUCAGACAGCAGCCGUCCAUGUGUUGCGCGCUCCAGUCUGCUUGACAACAAAAAAAACAACCCCAAAACAUUGCAGGCCACCUACCAGAAGAUAAACCUCAUUAGACUAGAGGGUUUUAAUUUGUAGAUUUCACUGUGAAUUUUUAGGCAAUUAUGCAGGAUAAAGGCACAUUUAUCAGCCCUUUUCCCAGACCGCGGUGUCUGGCGGCAGCGGCGCCGGCGGGGAAAGCGAAAUUAACUCACCCUGGGAAGGCGAUUCUGGCAGGUGGAAUUGCAGGUGGUAUAGAGAUCUGCAUCACCUUCCCCACAGAGUAUGUCAAGACCCAGUUACAGCUGGAUGAGAAGGCCAAUCCACCUAAAUACAGAGGAAUAGGUGACUGUGUGAAACAGACGGUUCAGAGUCACGGUGUCAAAGGACUGUACAGAGGACUCAGCUCACUGCUGUAUGGCUCCAUACCAAAAUCUGCAGUCAGGUUCGGGGUGUUUGAGUUCCUCAGUAACCGUGCAAAGGACGAGUCUGGUCGACUGGACAGCACCAGAGGCCUGGUGUGUGGACUUGGAGCUGGGGUGAUGGAGGCUGUUUUGGUAGUCUGUCCCAUGGAAACCGUCAAGGUUAAAUUCAUUCAUGACCAGACUUCUGCAAACCCCAAAUACAAGGGUUUUUUCCACGGAGUCAGAGAGAUCGUCAGAGAGCAAGGACUAAGAGGGACAUACCAGGGUCUCACUGCCACGGUCCUCAAACAAGGCUCCAACCAGGCUAUUCGGUUCUAUGUGAUGACCUCUCUCAAAAACUGGUAUAAAGGUGAUAACCCCAACAAACCUAUGAAUCCCUUGGUAACUGGACUCUUUGGUGCCAUAGCCGGAGCAGCCAGUGUAUUUGGAAACACCCCACUAGAUGUCAUCAAGACUCGGAUGCAGGGUUUGGAAGCACAUAAAUAUAAAAGCACACUAGACUGUGCUGUGAAGAUCCUGAGAUAUGAGGGCUUGGCAGCUUUCUACAAAGGGACAGUUCCUCGCCUGGGCCGUGUUUGUCUGGAUGUAGCCAUAGUUUUCAUCAUCUAUGAGGAGGUGGUGAAGGUCCUGAAUGCAGUCUGGAAGACGGACUGAGCUGUUGCAGUGCAUAGAAAGGGUGGCAGCUUCCUGUUUCCCAGGCAUCAGACACAGAUCUGAGUUUAGCAGACUUCUUUAUAAAAUCAGCUGCUGAGGGGGUGAGACAGAGAGCUGAACUUAGAUCAGUGUCUUAUGCUAACCAGGAGGUUAAACAGCUCAGGGGCUGCAGAGAAGAAAAAAAGCCUGAUAAGAGGCUUAGUGUCGCUAACAUCUGGACAGCUGGAGUGUAUGCAGAGCUUUGAUGCUCAGCAUCAAGACACCUGAUAAAACCAAGGGUCAGCUUCACAAAGUGGGAUUAUAAAGUUAGCCAAAUAACUGUGAAAAAAAGAUGCUUUAUCCUUGAGAUUUAUCAUAUGUUUUUAAAUGUGAAACAAAACCUGAAAAUUAGGAUCAUUAACAUGAGUCCUUCAUGACUGCUUAUAAACAACAUUUUUCAAGUUAUCUUGUUCACUUUCUUUGUAAACCUGCUUUGUAGAAUAACCUCCCUGAGUGAAGAACAUUAUUUCUUGGUCACAGCUGUUUUACUGAUGUUUACUGCAAGUAUGCAGGUGUCAUACUGGAUUUUCUUGAGUUUGUGUUGCUCUCUGUCUCCUCUUGUGCCUAAUAUGGUUUUAAACCCAGAGGACCCAGACUGCAGCUGGUUGCAGUUUACAGUCACAUAAACUGCAGUAACUUCCAUAACUAAGCCUUUAAUAGAAUGAUUUUACAUUUAUGAUAUGCCAAUUAUUUUUAUACAGUGUAGAUUCUAAUUUUGUUUAUUACCAGCAUCAUAGUUUUAUUGUAAAGUAUUAUAUAUUUUAUUCCUGUGCCAAAUGCCAAAACGGUAAUACUAUGAAAGUGUGUUCAGAGUAAGAACAUAUCUAUAAGUCUGGUGAUCUUAUGAGCAAAUACUAGUAUGAUUCAUAUUGUGAAAUGCUUUAUAGACGUAUUUAUUGGAAGUUGAGUGAUGAAUGUUCAGAUGAUUGAGAGACUAUUUGUUGUUAACUUGUGCCAUGUUAAAUUUUUUUUUCAGUAAUCAGGUCUGGGUCAUAAAAUGUGUUUUUAGGUGUUAGGAAAAUAUUUUAUUGCUGUAUUUCACUGUGAGUUUAAAUGACCUAACAACACUGAGUCAUACAAGAAGUAACCUCAGACCUCCUUUUCCCUUUCAGUGGAAGUUUCAAGUUCAUCAGGUUAUAUCCUAAUGCCAGUUCUUGGUUGUUUGGUUGUUUGUCCUCUGUUUACAUUAGACGCAGUUUUAAUUCUCUGUGAUUCUUUGACAUAUAUCAGGUUGGGAACCACACCAGAAGCACACCAGAGCUUCCCAACCUGGGGGCUGAGACCCCUGCAAUUGGUACAAGGUAAAUUUGAGGGGUCACAAGAUCAUUCACUUGAAAGAACAGAAUAAAAGUAUUCUUCUUCUAUACAUAUUUAUGUUCAUUUGUUCAGGAAAUCACUCUUGGGUGGAACAAUUCAUAGACAUCAUAUAUAACCCGUGAUACAGGGUUGAGGGUAGGUAAUGCUUUAUUUACUGUAAAGGGGUCACCCACAAAAAAGUUUGAUAACCAGAGUCUCUUCAAAUCCAUUUCCAGUGCUGUUCUCUUCUGGUGCCGUGUUUUAUUCAGGGUUUGUUUUUAUUUCUCACUCAUGUGCCUUUCACUCUGCUGUUGUGUUUGUUGGUAAAUGCUACUUGAGAAAUAUCUUUAUCUAUCAUCUGUCUAUUAAACUCUUUUAUCAUCUUA
Messenger RNA from Toxotes jaculatrix (banded archerfish), 3110 nucleotides. Its product is annotated as tricarboxylate transport protein B, mitochondrial. NCBI's taxonomy places the organism in Eukaryota, Metazoa, Chordata, Actinopteri, Toxotidae. Bases 436 to 1389 code for a protein of 317 amino acids. The record is from RefSeq and is a predicted model, not a curated record. Gene Ontology annotation, biological process: mitochondrial citrate transmembrane transport. The transcript has 9 exons.